ACUUUAGUAUUCACGUAAUUCAAUUUGAUAAUUCUCAAUUGACUAAGUGUCAAUUUCAUUAUAUGUAUUAGUAUUAUUUUCAGCAAUCUUCUUUUAGAAUUCUUUUAUAUUUUUUCUUGCGGCAAUGCCUCUAGGGCUUUAGGAGAACGUGGAAUCUAAAGCGAUUCGAACUGGUGUCUAAGGUAUCUGCCUGUCUGUGAAAUUUUUGUAAUCCUCGUUUUACUUGCUGACUUUGAAGUAGUUUUUAUUCAUAAAUAACCUAGGGCCUUGCCUUGACCUAGUUGUCGUCCUUGAUUGCUUAUGACUGUUUAUCUCGUUGUUCAGAAUCUCUAUUUCGUGUCAUUGCUUUGUAAGGAAUUUCAAAACAAGAAGCCACAUUGUCAGUUAUAAAAUGGAUUUGAUAAGUGAGUUGCCUGAAUCGCUGCUCUUGAGCAUAUUGUCGCUACUGCCUGCGCAAGACGUUGCGUCAACGAUGCUUUUGUCUAAACGAUGGCGGUUUCUUUGGACGUCCGUGCCAAGACUUGAAUAUGAUGAUAGCUACCAGAGUAUUGAAUACGGAAGAUUCUCCCGCUUUGUAGACAGGUUUUUGUUUCUGCACGAAGCUCCCGUGAUAGAGACUUUGCAUUUUAAACUUGGUAAAACCUGUGGUGGUGAAGAUAUCCGAGUGUGGAUUAGAGCUGCAGAUAAAUUCUGUGUGCGUGAGUUGAUUUUCGAAAUCGACUCGUCGUCUAAUGAUUCUCCACCCAUACUACUUCCAAGUAGUUUGUACACAGGGUGUAGAAUGCUUGUGACUUUGAAACUAAAUAAAGUGAUCCUUGAAGAUACUUCUUCCUCUAUUGCUUUCCCAUCUCUUAAAACUUUGAGCCUUGUAUCUGUGGAGUACCCUGGUGAUGAAUUUGUUAGUAGUCUUUUAUCAAGUUGUCCUGUUCUUGAAGACUUGCACGUGGAACAACGUCCGUAUGACAACGUGACUAUUUUCACCGUUAGAGUGCCUUCUUUAAAGAGUUUGGUAUUAUCGAUCAUCAUGGGUAAGGGUUUUUCAGUGAUAGAUGGGUUUGUGAUAGAUACUCCUUCAUUGGAGUGGUUGGACAUUGUCGAUUAUAGGAAUGCAUUUUGCAUCAUUGAGAAUGAUAUGCCUAAGAUUAUGACGGCAAGGUUUGACGUCAAUUAUAAGCAUCCUGGGGAGAUUCUGCGUUAUAUUACUUCAGUCAAGCGUCUCUAUUUAUGUUUAUUAUUAACUUCGGAGAAUGUGUAUCCUUCUGGUAGCAUCUUCUAUUGUCUUGUACAUUUAAAGAUAUGCACAUGUAUGACAAAGUGGUUGAAUCUACUUAUGUGUAUGCUCAGAGAUUCCCCUAAACUAAAAUCUCUCAAACUCGAACAGUGCCAUAUCCUUCAGGCUUGGCGUCCAUGUUGGAAGGAACCGAACUCAGUUCCUGAAUGUCUGUUAUCGAGUCUAGAAGCUCUUGAAUGGGUAGGAUAUGAAGGAACAGAAGAAGAAAAAGAAGUAGUGGCAUUCAUCUUAAGAAGCGCAAACUGUUUAGAAAAAGUAAGCAUCUGCUCUAAUUCUACAGACCCUUGCAAGAAACUUGAGCUUGUCAAAGAGUUGUUGUUUCUGUCAAGGUGUUCAAGUACCUGUAAUUUUAUAUUUGACUGAAGUUGAUGAGUCAGAAUUGAUCUGAAUCUUAGAUUUUUUUUUCUGUGUUUGGUUUAAUAAUCUUUGAAAUGUUGAAAGCUAUCUCUUUGUUUUUCUUGUGUAUAUAAUUCUUGCAUACUCGAUCAGACGUGAAAUAAUGAUUUGUUAUAUAUUAUUAUAAUGCUUCUGGAUUCUCCUCGAUAAAUUUGGCUUUAACAACAUAAUCAAGCUCUUGGAGAAACAGUCAAAAAGAUUUAGCAUCUGACUGCUCAACACUCGUCUCAUCCACUUCACAUGGCGAAGUAAGUGUACAUACAUACCCAAAAUC
This is a messenger RNA of Brassica napus (rape), 1961 nucleotides long. Its product is annotated as probable FBD-associated F-box protein At1g32375. Gene Ontology annotation, molecular function: protein binding. Bases 392 to 1654 code for a protein of 420 amino acids. The transcript has 3 exons. The record is from RefSeq and is a predicted model, not a curated record. Lineage: Eukaryota; Viridiplantae; Streptophyta; Magnoliopsida; Brassicales; Brassicaceae.